AGUUGCACAAUGGAACUCUGGUAUUUGUGUGUUUUAGGAUUAGCAUUUCAGGUAUUCUCAGCGACUGAGAGUUCUAUGGUCAAGCUUGUGGAUGGUGGUUAUGAAGAUAUUGUUAUUGCAAUUGAUCCUAGAUUAGAAGAAGAUGUAAAACUCAUAGAAAAAAUUCAGGAAAUGGUGAAAGAAGCAUCAAGUUAUUUAUUCUAUGCUACAAAAAAAAGACUUUAUAUUAAAAGUGCAAAAAUCUUACUUCCAAUAACUUGGUCAUGGAAGAACUACACCAAGCGUCGAACAGAGUCAUAUGAUAAGGCGGACGUUAUCAUUGCCAACCCUUACCUGAAAUAUGGAGAUGACCCAUACACUCUACAGUAUGGAGACUGUGGAGAACCAGGAAGAUAUAUUCAUUUAACACCUACAUUUUUACUAAAUGAUAAUCUUCUAUCAAUAUAUGGACCUCGAGGGAGAGUGCUUGUUCAUGAAUGGGCUCACCUUCGAUGGGGAGUCUUCGAUGAAUACAACUAUGACAAACCGUAUUAUAUCUCAGGAGAGCAAAAAGUUGAAGCAACAAGAUGUUCUACUGAUAUUCUGGGUGAAAACAUUAAGCACCCUGGCAAGUGCCAAGGGGAUUGCAAAGUGACAGCGUGCAACUUCGAUCCUGACACAGGUCUAUAUGAAGAAGGCUGCGUCUUUGUUCCAUUAAAAAACCAACUGGCCAAGGAAUCCAUUAUGUAUAUGCAGGCACUACCCUCUGUAUCUGAAUUUUGUAAUGAGAGUAACCAUAACAUUGAAGCUCCAACCCUCCAAAAUCGAAUGUGUAAUUUCCGAAGCUCUUGGGAUGUCAUCAAAAAUUCAACAGAUAUAAGUUCUACAGCUCCACUGAAUAUAACCAAUAUUCCAGGUCCUACCUUCUCACUGUUACAAUACAGAGAUAGAGUGGUUACAUUAGUGCUUGAUGUUUCUGGAAGUAUGGCUGGUGAUCGUAUCCAGCGUUUAUACCAAGCUGCGGAGGUCUUCAUUAUUCAAAUUAUUGAAGAAGGGUCCUAUGUUGGAAUUGUAAAGUUCUCUAACACAGCAUCUGUCACAUCAUCAUUAACUCAAAUAGUCAGCAAGGAACAGCGACUGAAGCUAAAAAGUCUCCUUCCAAACACAGCAAGUGGGGGAACAAAUAUAUGUGCUGGGAUCCUUUCUGGCAUUGAGGUAAAUAAGAAGCUGGAUGGCACCUCACAUGGCAGUGAGAUAGUGUUACUAUCAGAUGGUGAAGAUAAUCUAGAUACCACACUUUGCUUUCCCGAGAUAUUAUCAAGUGGAGCAACACUUUAUUUCAUAGCACUGGGACCAAAUGCAGAAAAAUCUCUUAACAGCAUCAUACCUGUUACAGGAGGAUUCAUAUAUUAUGCAACAGAUAGGGUAGACACUAAUGGAUUAAUUGAUGCAUUCAGUGACAUUUCUUCCGGAAAUGGAAACAUUUCACAGCAGGUUGUCCAGCUGGAGAGUACUGGACAAAGUCUUAAGUCAAAAGAAUGCUUAAAUGGUACAGUAUUCUUUGACAGAACAAUUGGGAAUGAAACAUUCUUCCUUGUUACAUGGCAGACAAAUGUUCCGUUUAUCAAUUUACAAAGUCCAAAUGGAACAAUAUAUACCGCACUUCAUUUCACCAAUGAUACAACUUCCAAAUCAUCACGACUACAAAUCCCAGGAACAGCACAGACUGGAGCUUGGUCUUAUAGCCUCUGCAAUUUAGGUGCAUCCAACCAAGUAGUUGGGUUUGUUGUAAACUCUAUGGUCGUUGAUGCAAAUGUACCACCUGUAACUGUAAAAGCUCACAUGAAUGUAGACACAAACUCUUACCCAAAUCCAAUGGUCGUCUAUGCAUCCGUAAGUCAAGGGUUACUGCCUGUAAAGGGAGCAAAGGUCAUAGCAACUAUUGAAUCUGCAGCAGGAAUCUCAGAUGAUUUGGAGCUCUUCGAUAAUGGAGCAGGUCCUGAUAUUACAAAGAAUGAUGGUAUAUAUUCAAGAUACUUCACUGAUUUCAAAGCAAAUGGGCGAUAUAGCUUAAAAGUCCGUGUUGAAGGUGUAAAGAAUAGAAGCCGUCUGGCAGUUCCUGCGAGUAAAGCACUUUAUACAUAUGGAUACAGGGAAAAUGGAACAGUAAGUAUGAAUCCAUCAAGACCAGUAUUCAGUGAUGACAACUUAAAUAUUGGAGAAUUCAGUCGUACAGCAUCAGGUGGAGCUUUUGAAGUAAUUAAUAUACCUUCUAGUAUGCCAUACGAUAUCUAUAAACCUGAGAAAAUUACAGAUUUGGAUGCAAAGAUAGAAGGACAAAAGAUUGUACUUUCCUGGACAGCAACGGGUGAUGAUUUGGACAAAGGAAAUGCUUCAAGGUAUGACUUACGAAUGAACACCGACAUCAGAGAACUCAGAAACAACUUCAAUGCAUCUUCUCCAGUUAACAUCUCCAGCCUGACACCACAACCAGCUGGAUCUAGUGAAACAUUUUCAUUUGUACCUGAAAAUGUGGUUAUAAAAAAUGGAAGUAUAUUUUAUUUUGCAAUUGUUGCAAUUGACAAGGUUUCACAAAUUUCAGAUCUGUCAAAUAUAGCCCAAGCUGCUCUUUUCAUUCCUCCAACACCAGCUCCUGCUGUCACAACACCAGCUCCUGCUGUCACAACACCAGCUCCUGCUGUCACAACACCCAUUACUACUGUCACAACACCCAUUACUACUGUCACAACACCCAUUACUACUGUCACAACACCCAUUACUACUGUCACAACACGCGUUACUACUGUCACAACAAAAAAUGCAAGUUCUAAACCAGUAUCCAUAUCAGCCUCAUCUCACACUCCCUCAUGGGAAUAG
This is a messenger RNA of Pelobates fuscus (common spadefoot toad), 2856 nucleotides long. RefSeq names its product calcium-activated chloride channel regulator 1-like. The transcript has 15 exons. Gene Ontology annotation, molecular function: intracellularly calcium-gated chloride channel activity. The coding region runs from base 10 to 2856 and encodes 948 amino acids. Gene Ontology annotation, cellular component: plasma membrane. Lineage: Eukaryota; Metazoa; Chordata; Amphibia; Anura; Pelobatidae. The record is from RefSeq and is a predicted model, not a curated record. Gene Ontology annotation, biological process: chloride transport.